This is a messenger RNA of Rubroshorea leprosula, 832 nucleotides long. Lineage: Eukaryota; Viridiplantae; Streptophyta; Magnoliopsida; Malvales; Dipterocarpaceae. The record is from the annotation of a GenBank genome assembly.
UGUUUUUUGUUCAAUUGUCUGGGCAGAGAAAGUCUGCAAUGAAAAAUCUGAAGGCUGGCUUCCGAAGGCUGAAAGCAGAGAUGCAAGAGAUCAGUAAGGAACAACAAAGCAUCAAGGAAGGACAAAAACAAGUGAGAGAAAAACUUGAAGACAUUGAAGCUGAAUGUGCACAACUCAGGAAGGAUACAGACAUCAUGAUCAGGCAGAGUGCUGCGAACAAGCUUAAUCUGUGUCUCAUGUUCAAAAUCCUUAAGGCCCGUGAAGAAGGCGAUUUUCUUAAGGCCACCCAGCUUGCUCAAUUGCUUCGCACAAUAUUGAGCAGGCAGAAUGAGCAAAGGCAGGGAUGUACGUAAUGGACAAAUAAGGAACAAAGGCACGGGUAACUAUAUAAUGGACAAGCAAGGAAUAAUUAUCAGUAGGAUUAAGCUAGUUGUUAUUAUGUUCUAUCUUCCCUUUUUUUUUAUAUUUUGGUGGAACCUGAUGCUGUGUUGUUCUGGCUAUCGUUAAACUCAGUGUUCUCCGUUUCCAGUUUUAUUGUGUUGUAUUGCAGACUUAAUAUUUAUUGAACUUUAUUUAUGGUUGUCAUGUUAGAAUGAUUCACUGUUUUAAGCGCCAAGGAGAGUUAAUCUUUCCAGUUCAGAAUGUAUGAUAGAGUUUACAUAUUUAAAAUGUAAUUUACAUCUCGCUUGAAUGAACUUUCUCAAGCAACAAAUCUCAUCGUUUUCUUGGAAACGCUACAAACUUCUCGCGGGGUUUGCAGCAAAGCUUCCCUGGAAAGUUGCAGACUUCUCAAUUUGAAGCAACAAGGCCAUAAUAGAAUUUUCUACUUCUG